Molecule: messenger RNA, 9001 nt
Organism: Drosophila persimilis
Lineage: Eukaryota; Metazoa; Arthropoda; Insecta; Diptera; Drosophilidae
Gene: Jarid2
Product: treacle protein
Exons: 4
Coding region: 417-7955 (2512 amino acids)
Biological process (GO): chromatin remodeling
Cellular component (GO): nucleus
Molecular function (GO): DNA binding; histone demethylase activity
Source: RefSeq, a predicted model, not a curated record
AAGAAAAUGAAAUUUACUGCACUUGCAGCUUGUGAAAUGUAAACGAAUAAUGUGUAUUCGAGAGACGAGACAAUAAAACGUAUUUUAGUGCAAUUUUUAUAUGUCCCACAACCAACUGAAUGCGUGAAAAGAUGAAGCGAAAAUACGAUAUCAAUUGCGUGCUGCAGCAGAAGCACCAACAAAAUCUGUGUUUGUUGUAGCUAUACAUGUAUAUAUAUAUGUACAAAUAUAUACAUAAUAAAAAAGAGAGUCCGGCGGAAAAUUGGCAAUUGCGUUUAUGCAAAUGAGAAACUACAGAGCGCCCCACAAAUAAGUUCCGACCCGCGUACAUAAAUUAAUUCAAAGCGAGUCCCGCGCGCCACACACAAAAAGUGUGAAGGAGGUGAGAGAAAGAGGCGCGAAAAAUUCGCAACAAAAUGGUUGUCUCAAAAGACAACAAGCGUCGCCGCAAGGAGACUGAUACUCCGCCACCAGCUGCCGCGGCUGCGGCUGCGGCAGCGGCAUCCGCUGCUGCUGCUGUGGAGUCAUCACCCGAAAUGCCCAAGAGAACCAAGGUGCAGGCCCAGCGGAAGUUCGCCCAGGGCCAGAGUGCGCCCAGCAGCUCGUCGAGUGGCAUGGCAUACAGCAGCGUCGUGGCAGCAGCGGCUGGAGCAGGAGCAGGAGGCACUGGUCCGAGCACUUCGGGUGCAGAGAGCUCGCAGCCGCCCAUCGAGAUACUGCCCAACAAGUGUCCCAAGCCGCAGGAUUUCCUCACGUUUCUAUGCUUUCGCGGCACACCCGCUUUGCCCGCUCAUCUCGACUAUCUGAAUCAGGGUAAAUCCAAGGAUUCAAAAGAAUCCGAGGCAGCAUUGCCGGGCAACAACAACAACAACAACAAUAACAGCAGCAAGAAGGCCCAGAACAGUCGAGCGGUCAACAACAAGAAGAAACGCGGCAGGCCGGCCAAGGGCGGAGCGGCAGCAACGAAGAAGAGAGAGGCGGAGGUUGAGCCGGAGCCACGGUCACAGCAGCCAGCAGGGGCUGAUAAGUCAUCAACAGCAGCAGCAGCAUCGGCAUCAGCAGCAUCAGCAACAGCAACAGACAAAGCAGCAAGUGAUAAACCCAAUCUCAUACCAGCAACAGGGGCUCCAACGACAGCGACAGCGACAGCGACGACUCCAAUGCUUCCCGGAGCUGUGCGAAAGCGAGCCGAAGUUGUUACCGAUGGCAAUCGACGUGGCGGCAGGGGCAGAGCAGCACCUGAGAACGCCACCAAAACCAACAGCAACAGCCUGGGUGCCGCCACAUCAUCAGCCACUGCAGCAGACACCAACAAGCGUCGUUCCAACCGUUCCAGCACCAAGGAGAGCAAGGCCAUAAUCGAUGAUCGGGCGGAGGAGGACAAGCAGCAUGAGGACGAGGAGGAUGACGAUGAUGAAUACUUUUCAGCCCAUGAUGCCACCUCCCGUAACGGGGAUGAGGCCUCAAAGGAGGGCCCAGCGAAAGCCGAGCCAGCCAAAAGGGGGCGACCCGCAGCAGCAGCAUCGGCCUCAGCCUCAGGAAAGAAACCAUCGUCGGAACCAGCAUCCGUAGCCGUUGCGGAGAUUCCGCCCAAGGAAAAAGGACCCGCGAAGCGGUUAAGGCAACGGGAAUCACCCAUAUUCAUACCCUCGCCCGAGUCCUCGGGCCGGAUGACGCGACAGCGGGCUUUUUUCGAGCCAGUCAAGGUGCCACCCCAGCAAGAGGAGCCAGAAAAGGCGAAAGAAGACUCCAAGAAGAAGAAGGAGAAGGAUCCAGAGGAACCAAAGGGAGAGCAGCCACAGCCAGAGCCGGAACAGGAGCCGGCCAAGCAGCUCAAAGAAACAAAGGAGAAGACAAAUUCUAGUAUUUAUGCCAAAGAAGCCAAGCAGCAGCAGAAGCAGCAACAGCAGCAGCUGGAGAACGGCGACAGCCAGCACGGCUCCGGCAGCAAGGGUAAAAAGAGUUUGAACGUCUUCGACUUCAGUUCCGACGAUGAGCAGCCGCUGGCCAAGUCCAUUAAGCUGAAGAAGGGCGCCAAGGGGGCCAGUCCCAAGAAGGGUAAUGCCGCGGCGCCUCCACCAGCGGCCAGGAGUCGCAAAGCGGCCACCAAGAAGCAGGAAAAAGAGAAGGAAAAAGAAGAGGAAAAGGAAAAGGAGAAAGAAGUUGCGGUGGCAGCAACACUCGCAGCGACAGCAGCGGAGUCAAACAAACGCGGGGCGGCCAAGGCGGGAAAGAAAAAAGCUGAGGACCCACCGGCCGAUGAGCAGGACCUGGCGCCCCCCUGCCCAAAGAAAGCCACGACGAAUGCCCGUCCAGGACGAAAGACUGCCAAGAGCAAAGCCACAGCGGAAGAAGCAGCCGCUGUUGAGGUGGAACCCCAGCCACAGCGCUCGCAGCGGCCCUCGAGGAAGACCAAGGAGGCGGCGGCCAUCUACAUGGGAAUCAUGGGCCACAAGCUGCAGAUGGCCGAUGACGAUGAUGAUGAUCUCUCGCUGAGCAGCUACCCGGACAUACCCAACGCCAAGGAGAUGGAGAAGAUGGAGAAGGAGAUCAAAAAGAAUGCGGCGGGAAAGUUGAACGUGCCCGAGGCAACGACGGUGCCAACGGCAGGUAAACAAUCGCGAAAGCCGUCGCCCAAGCCACCUCCAAAGGGGGGAGCAGCUCCAACAGCAGCUGCGACAGAAGUACCCCGAGCAGAUCCGCCCUCCCCACCCGAGUCGGAGGAAGAGAAGCCACCGCCUCCGGCAAGACGCGGACGACCCCCAAAGCAGGGAAAGGCAGCUACUGCUGCUGGUGCUUCUGCGCCCCUCGCCAAACCCCCCAUCGAGGGAAUGCUCGUAAAAAAGGGCUCGCUGACAAAGAUGAGCGAACAGGCAAAGCCCAAAGCCAAGUCCGAACAGUCAAAAGUCGACUCCGACGAGGAGGAAGACUUUCUAAUCAACGAGGAGCUGAACGAAACGAAACGCAAUCUGGAGAAGAGUUUCAGCGACUCGGAUGACGAGCCACUGGCCAUCAAAGUGCCGUGUGUGCCCAAAGGCGCCAGCCAGGAGAAGGAUAGUCCAUUGCCAGUGGCCGGCAAGCUAUCAACCACCACACCCCACCGGCCAUCGGCAAAGCUCCAGUCUGCUGUCGCUCCAUCCGCCACCACAGCGACAACUUCGGCGGCGGUUCUUCCAUCAGUGGUCGUCCAAUCGAUGCAGCUGCAGAUCCAGGCUCCCAUCAUUCCCCCCUUGACCACACAGCAGCUUUCGUUGCUGCCGCUGGCCACCAAGCCAACGACAACGCAAGUGGCAACGACAACGCCAGUGGCGACGGCAACGCCAGUGGCGACGGCAACGCCAGUGGUGACGCCAGCGCUGACAACACUGCCCCUGCCCAGUGGCAUCCAAGUGGCCGCAUCCAAUUGCAUCUCCAUUCCCCCUCUGAACUAUACCCCGCUAAAGGUCAUGGAGAAGAAGUCGCCGGUGCCGACAUCAAAGAUUCUCAAUGUACCCGCCACCUAUGCCCUGCCCGGAGGCAGUGCGGCCGCCGCAGUGGCGGUGGGCUUCCAAAAGACAUCGUCGUAUCUGCCGCAGGCAUCGCCGCAUUACCAUUCCGGCUAUGUUCGUCCCCCACCGACGCCCUCGCAUCCGUUUGGCUCUGGGGGAGGCGGAGUGGGAGGAGGAGGAGGAGGACCGUCAGGAAGCAAGACACCUGCCCAGGGAUCGCCACUGAAAUACCAGACACCGCCAACAACCUAUCCCCCACCCAUUGAGGCCUACCAGUGCCCCAAGAUCAAUCCAAACUUCCUCACGCCCAAAUACGAGCGUAGUCCACUGCCACCACGAUCCUCGGCCUCGAGCACCUUUCCCACACCCUCGCCUGUGAAGUUUCUGCCGACGCCAACGUCCACGACGGUGGGCACGGGCACCGGCACAGGCACAGGCACGGGCACGGGUACCGCCUCCUCGUCGGCCACCAAAAGCCCCCUGGCACCGCCAACGACGCCUGCCACGCCGCCAGUCGUUGCAUCCACCAGCCAGCCAGCAACAGUGGUGUUGCAGACGUCCAGCCUCAGUUCGAGCACAGCAACAGCCCCGCCGCCCAACCCGGCACCGCCGCCAGUGGCCUCCACGUCCGCGGCAGCUGCACAGCAAGUCAACGCAGCAGGAGUAGGCGCCCCAACGUCCACGCCAACGCCACCGCCUGCCCACAGUAACAGCAAUGCAGGAGGCGCCGGCGGCAGUGGCGAUCCCCUGAAAGACGAGAUAAGCAACUUUCUGGCGCAGGCUACGCUGAUGCCCAGCAAGGAGGAGUCUGGGAAGAUAUUCGGAAUAGCCAGCGUCAGCCUGGCCCAGAGUUCCGGCCCCGACAACACCAAGUGUACGCUGGGCAAGUGCGGAUCGAUCCACAAGCCUGUGCUGGGCCCGGUGGUGCCCACCGAGGGAUACUUUGGGGACCAGCUGACCAGCAAGGAGCGGCGAAAGGCCAAGGUGAAUAUGACGCACGAGCAGAUCCAGAAGUGGCUGAUGGAGUGCUCCUCCAAUCCGGAUGAGAUACUCCAGGACGAUCUGGACGAUGAUUUCGAUGACAAUAUGCGGGUGCAGCAGUCCACCACCCCGCCGCCCACGCGGGACGAGAAGGAGCUGAGCGCCAGCUUCUCAUCCUCGUCGAAGAACACCCGCGGGGGAGAUCUCGGCAAGAGCGAGAGCGCCUGGUCGGCCAAGGGGCCGUCGUUGAAGGCCACACCCGUUGUGGUGACGCCCUCCAGUCGCAAGGAGCAGACGCAGGCGCAGGCCGACUGUGAUGUCCUGGACGGCGAGAAAUCAUCGACGCCCGUGAAUCUCACACAGAAAUCGGAGCCAGCGGCGGACAAGACAGCGCCCGCUGACAAGAAAUCAGUGGUCGAGCGAAAGGCCAAGGAAUCUGUCCGAACCAGGGCUGCUCCUCAGGCGCGCAGUGCGGCUACCACGCCUUCCGCUCCAACGCCCACCCCUGUCACGCCCACCAAGAGCACGCCACCAACACCGCCGCCGCCUGCUAGCAGUCAGCAGAAAGGGAACAAGGGGAAAAAGAAUGCCACAGCAGCAGCAGCAACAGCAGCAGCAGCAGUGUCUCCGCCACCACCACCGCCACCCACUCCGCCCACGCCCAAGCGGACGCCAGUGUACAACCAGAAGGCGAACAAGGCGACGACCCAGCAACAGGCAGAGACGAAGCAGCCACCACCUGCGGCAGCACCGAGUGCUUCAGCGAAGCGAGGAAGCGAAUCUGUCUAUGCCUUCGGCAAGGAAGAGGAGACCCCUGCGGGGGCCAAACCAGGCAAUCGCCGCACUCGGGUGGAGCCCACCCCGACGCCACCGCCAGCGGCUGCAGCACCAGUGCCGAAUGCGUUGAGUGAGCGGUCGCCGACCAAGAAGCGGGCGGCAGCCGCUGCAGCGGCCACUGCCGUCCAACUGACGCUCAGUCCCACCGAAAACUGCAAGAUUGAGGGAUCGAAACCCAAGACGGGACCGGGAAGGGCAGCCAAGAAGCAACAGCAGCAGGUGGCCCCUCCUCCGCCAACAGCAGCAAUGGAGCCGAGCGGCGACUCGGAUCCCGAGGGAGCCACUUUCUACAUACCCCUGCAGGGAGCGGGUGUCGGUGGCAGCGGCGACGGCGGCAUCCAGGGAGUGGCCGUCAAGCUGGGACGCGAGGGCCCCGACGGACCCAACCAGAAGGUGGUGAUGCAGGCCACGCUGGUGACCAAGGCCCAGAUGGACACCAAUUCGAAGCCGCUGCCCGAGUCCCUGAACACGAACGAGCUCGUAAAGACGCUCUUCCAUGCGGCAUCCAACAAUGAUGCCGCCUCCACAACCAGCCUGAAGAGCCUGCCCAAGGCCAGCACCUCAGCGGCAUCUGGAACGGGAGCGGGAGCCGCCGGCGCAGGCACAGGCACAGGCGCAGGCGGUGCCUCGUCCAGUCUGGUGCGUGUCAAUUCCAAUUCGUCGCUCUUCUCGGGCUCCGCAAAGUCGCGGACAGCGGCCCAGACCAGCUCAACAGCGGCGGCCGUGGCCAAAAAGUACAAGGAUGACACGCCAAUCAAGAUGGCCAAUAAUACGGCCUUCCCUCGGCACGACGAUCCCACCCAAAUGGUGGAGGCACCCAUUUUCCGUCCGACGGAGAAGGAGUUUGCCGAUCCCAUCGAGUUCAUUGAGCGAAUCACACCGAUUGCGGCCAGGUUUGGGAUCUGUAAGAUCAUUCCACCAGCUAGCUUCAAGCCAGAGUGUCGGAUAUCGGACGAGAUGCGGUUCACGGCGUACAAUCAGUACGUGCACAAGAUGCUGCAUCGGUGGGGGCCCAGUGCCAAGGAGUUGAGUGCCAUCAAGAAGUACCUGGCCACCCAGAGCAUUACGAUGAAUCAUCCGCCUUGGAUUGGAGGCAUGGAGGUGGAUCUGCCGCGGCUCUAUCACACCGUCCAGGAACUGGGCGGCCUCAAGGAGGUCAUCGAGAAGAAGAAGUGGUCGCGUGUGGCCGAGGAAAUGUGCAUACCGAAGCUGGCCCAGGACCGGGUGACCAAGCUGGAUGACAUCUACUGCAAGUACCUGUUGCCCUACGACACCCUGUCGCCGGCCGAGCGCCAGAAGCUCUUCGACGAGGUCGAGGCGGACUGGGCCAAGCGGGAGGCCAGAGCCAGACGGAAUGCGGAUCGGUUUGUCAACACGGAGAGCGUCUCGAACGAGGAGGAUGACCUGAGCAGCGACGAGGAUGAGGAGUCGGAGGAGGAGAUCGAUGGCGUGUCCAUGGAGUGCAUUGUCAAGGGCAGGAGCAUGCCCCUCAGCCAGUUCUACCGCAUCGCGAGGAACACGAUGGCUCUGUGGUUCAAGAGCACCGAUCCCACCGUCAACGAGGUGGAGGCCGAGUUCUGGCGCCAUGUCGCCGUCCGCGACAGUCAUGUGUGUGUCCAUUCGGGGUCCAUCGACAGCUCUGGCUGGGGCUAUGGCUUCCCCAGUCCCGGUCCCAAGGGCAAGGGCUCCAACUAUGCUCGCCAUCCGUGGAACCUCAAGGUUCUCACCAACAAUGCUGGCUCAGUGCUGCGUUCGUUGGGACCCGUGAUGGGCGUCACCGUGCCCACCCUCCACGUGGGCAUGCUCUUCUCGGCGUGCUGCUGGUACCGGGAUCCGCAUGGUCUGUCCUGGAUUGAAUACCUCCACACAGGUGCCUCCAAGCUGUGGUACGGCAUACCCGACGAUCAGAGCGCCAAUUUCAGAUCCGCACUCACUUCGCUGAUCCCCACGCACUGCCAGAACAAGACCAUUUGGCUGCCCUGCGAUACGGUGAUGGUGCCCCCGCACAUGCUGACGGACCGGGGGGUGUCUCUGUGCCGCAUCGAGCAGAAGCCUGGCGAGUUUAUUGUGGUCUUUCCCCGGGCCUACACCUCCAGCCUGGCCACCGGCUAUGUGGUCUCGGAGAGUGUCUAUUUCGCCACCAUGUCGUGGCUGGAUUUGGCCAAAGAUGAUUUCAGGGACAUCCAUGAGAGCUGCGAGCCAGCCAUGUUCUCGCUGGAACAGCUGCUGUUCGCCCUGGGCUAUGACCAGCGCGUCAACCCCGAUACCCUCCAUCAAAUGCUGCCCAUGCUGAACGAGGUCUGCGAGAAGGAAUCUGCAGCACGAGAACAGCUUAGAGCCGCUGGCGUGACAUCCACCGAAAAAGUGCAGGCCGAAAAGGGCCAAAAGGCCAAGAAGCAACAACAGCCACCGCACAAGUCCAUCGAAAGUGAAUGCGAUCUCUGUCGUGCCAAUCUGUACAUAUCCAUGGUGCGCACCGACGACGGCAACGUCUACUGUUUGCAGCACGCCCUAAAGAACCUCAACAAUGGCAACAUCCAGGCGAAGCAAUGCAAGCUGAUUUACGCAUACAACGUGGACGACAUACAGCAGUUGAUACGCCAGCUGCAGGAGAAGAUACACCACAAGGCGGCCGUAAAGAAAAAGUAGCACCGUCGGCGUCGUUACUAAUCUGGCGGCGCUACCCCACAGAUAUCCAUACGGCAAAGAAAAAGACGCUGUGUUGUACAUAGAUUAUAAAGAAAAAUAAUUGUAUACGCAUGUGAUUCGCCCAAAGCCCAGGCCCAGGAGUACACAUUGGAAAUGAAUGCGAAGCGCAUCGAAACACGGAUAUACAUAUACGAUUUAUCUCCCAGUUAACACACUAACUGACACUAUUACUAACUGUAAAAUAAGAGAGUAUAGGAUCGAAGUGGAUCGGAUUGGAUGAUCCCAUUUACAUUUCAAUGUGUGGCAAUGCUUUCAAUUUAUCUAGUUUAUACAGAAAUUUGUGAGGAUAUACGUAUAAGAAGUUUGCAAUGAAUUUUUUUUUGUUUUCCAUUUUAAAUUGUAGUUUUUUGUUAUGCACUGUACUACCACUGUCCCUCCUAUCCCUACCCCAACCCCUACCCUUAACCCGAGAAAUGUUAUUAACCGCUGCGUCCUCUCCCCUUCCCAUCCUUUGUGUUAUUGUAUAUAUUUAGUAGAGACAGCCCCUAGUGUAUAUGUAUAUGUAUGGAUUAAGUCGGGAGACCACUCCCUCAAAGAAUGGAUAAUGCUAACAUGUUGCAAUUUAUACUACCUUUUAUACGGUUAAGCUAACGUUAAUUACCAUAGCAUCCAGACACAGCCCCCGCAUAGAGAGAGACACAGAGAGAGAGAGAGAGAGAGAGAGAGCAGCCGUAGCAAUAGCGCAAAAUGGACAUCCCGGCACUCGCAAUAAAAAGUAAUACAAAAACUAACGAAAGCUAAAGUUACUAUCACGGAAACAUUUAACUAAAGACAAAAGCCUAGCCACACUACAGGACUACAGGACACCCCAUAUUACACACAGAAAGAGUACUUUUCAUUCAACCAAAAAACAAGGAGCGAAGCGGCAAUUUUCUGAAUGAAAAAAGAGAAAAACCUUCAUUAGAUGUUCAAUGUAUUUAUAUAGUAGUAAUAAUACAAUAUUUAAGUAACAAGUGCAACAAUAAAUCUUAACGCGAUAUAUCAGA